AUGAUGGUGAAAAGGGAAAAAGCUGAAUUAAAGAGUGAUGACUUUGGAACUUUGAAAUGGAAUGAUGAUGUUAUAGAGAAUGAUGAAGAAUCUAACACCGAUGAAAAUGAAGAUAUGAAACUCGAUGAAUUGGUAUGCAAAGCGAAAAAGAAUUACAAAAAACUAGUGAAUGAUAAAAUGAAGUUUAAAAAGUUAAUUGAGUUUUCAACAACAAAAUUCAUAGAAAGCGAUGGGUUGAAAGAUAUGAAGAAAGUCUUUGAACAAGAAUUCAUUUAUAAAACUCAAAAUGAAGAUGAAACAAAUGCGAUGAAUGAAGAUGAUGCAAAAAGUGAUAGGAAUGAAGAUGAAGAAAAAAGUGAUGAGAAUUUAAAUAAACGUGAAAUAAAGAAUCAAACAAUCAUGAGACAGUUCAUAUUUGACAAAAAUAUCCCUUUCAUUGAAAGAUUUGAUAAAUUUGAGUCAAAUAUCAAAGAUGCAAUGAAAAAGGACAAAGAACUUCUGACAUUUGAAAAGGUUCACUUGUUCAUAAAAAAUCACUUUUACAUCAUCUGCAUAAACUUAGAGGAACCAGCGGUUGAUGUCAUUGACAAUAGGAAUUCAGUUGCAAAGUUUUCUAGAGCUUAUCGUGAUGCACCUAAUGAAUUGAAAAUACUUUUUAGUAGGUACUUGAUGAGGGUCAAUCAUAAAUCAACUUUAAUUUUGGAGAGUGUUGAACCAGAAAGGGUGAACAUGAAUUGA
This is a messenger RNA of Lactuca saligna, 738 nucleotides long. The record is from the annotation of a GenBank genome assembly. Lineage: Eukaryota; Viridiplantae; Streptophyta; Magnoliopsida; Asterales; Asteraceae.